Molecule: messenger RNA, 933 nt
Organism: Pocillopora meandrina
Lineage: Eukaryota; Metazoa; Cnidaria; Anthozoa; Scleractinia; Pocilloporidae
Source: the annotation of a GenBank genome assembly
AUGUCAAAACGCUCCGAACGCUCGUCAAGUUCAAGCUCCGCCGACAGGCCAACUCCGAAACGAAACAAACAGAAGAGCCAAGAAAUGGAAAGAAACCAGGAGACCGCCUCGCUCAGUUCUACGGAAAUACUCCUUGAUAAAUUAAGUGCCAUAGAAUCUCGUAUGGAAGACAAUUUCUCCAAUCUACACACACAGAUCUCAGAGCUUACGUGUGAAUUUAAACACGAAAUCAAUGUCAUCAAAUCAACACUGAAUGAGCUAGAGAAAUCUGUGAACCUCGCGUGGGCAAGCAUCGAGGACCCACAGCAAGAGUCCAAAGCCUUAAAAGAUUCAAAAAGCACUCACCAAAAAAUGAUGGAGGAGCAGUCUGCGGAAAUCGAAAGCCUAAAAGCUGAUCUGGAAAAGCUCCAAGCCGAGAAUGAGAAGCUUAAGCCCGCUUUGAAAGAAGCACAGGAGAACCUCGUCGCUCUUGAGAACUAUACGGGACGAGAAAACUUGCGUUUCAUGAAUAUCCCCGAAAGUCGAGGUGAAAAUUGCCAGAAUAUCAUCUUUGAUGUUCUAGAAAAUGAUCUUAAAAUGAACAUCCAGCAUAUACGUUUUCAUGCCGUCCACCGCGUUGGCAAGCCACAAAGCAAUGGAGCUACUCCUGCUCGCCCUCGUCCGAUUAUCGCUAGGUUUGCUGUGAGAGAAGAUAGGGAUGAUGUAUUCAAUGUUAAAAACCGGAUCAAGUCCUCAGCCAGACACAGUGAGGCAUACAUUACCCAAGACUUUGCUCGAGAAAUCCAGAAAGAAAGGAAAACCCUUAUACAAUCCAUGUUUGCUGCUAAACAAGCUGGUCGCGUCGCGAAGGUAGUCAACAGAUCUCUCUUUAUUGAUAACAAUGUUUUUAACAUCUCGAAUAUUCCAGUUGGAUAUCAAGUAGCUUCUACUUAA